GCUUUCAUUUCCUUAUCAUCAUCUCUUGUGCUAUUAUAAUGGCACCAAGUGUAUUAGAUCUCAUCUUAAGCUUUCUACAAUAGCCACUGAAUCCUUCUAUUUCAAACGAAGCCAGGAUGAGGAUCCAGGCACAAUGAAAUGGAAACAUCCGUGUUACCAUGCUGUCUAGUAUUUCCAUCUACACUUCCUGCCUAGCAUAGGAGCAAUUUGUCUAAAAUUACCUGUACUUUCAUCCUUGGAUUCUCACCACCGAUGGUUGGAGUUCGCUGAGUGCUCUAACCAUGGAUCAUUCACAGCUCUUCAUCUUUGUCUGCACUCUCCUUAUAACUUCCUCCUGUUCUAGACUUACCAAUCCUUCCAUGAACAUGCCAUUUGCUCAGAACGCUGGGCUAAACACUGUAUGGCAUAAUAACGCGUCCCUCCUCCACAAUAACCAUACAUAUGAUGAUUUCUUGAUGCGCGUGAUCCUCCAUGCCACCACCACAGUUCGAAGUGGUGAUUCAUCUCUUGAUGACUUCCCUUCAUUUGCCUGUGGGUUCUACUGUGCAGAACCUGCAACCACCUGUCAUACCUACAUAUUUUCCAUCGUCUUUGUCAAUGUGUACAUUAGCAUCGAUGAUGGUGUGAGUCUGUAUUCGCCCGAGGUAGUCUGGGUUGCCAACCGUGAUCAUCCAGUUGGAGAGAAUGCCACUGUUCAGUUUACUGAACUUGGGGAUUUAGUGCUCCAUGAUGCAGAUGGAACACUUGUUUGGUCGACCAGUACGGCGGACAAGUCUAUUGUCAGCAUGAACCUUACAGGGUCAGGAAAUCUGGUGUUGUUAGACCGCACAAAUGUUGAGGUCUGGAGAUCCUUUGACCUCCCAACUGACACACUUAUCAUUGCACAAACAUUACAGAUGGGUCAGAAGCUUGUGGCAAGAACUUCGCUGACAAACUGGACCGAAGGAAAUUUCUAUCUCACCACCCUCGCUGAUGGCAUGUAUGCGUUUGCAGGUAUUCAUACUCCUCUUGCAUACUAUAGGAGCCCCACUGGUGGAAAUGUUGCAACAAACAGGUCAGCGUAUGUUGCACUCAAGAAUGGUAGCCUGGAGGUGUUCACUUCUUUUCGGGAGACAGAGGCGCCUGAUUACCGCAUCAUGUUGCCUGUGCAUCCCUUUGGCCUGGUGUUUGCACGGCUAGAAUGGGAUGGGCACAUGAGACUAUAUCAGUGGGCCAAUGAUAGCUGGGCGAGUUCAGAUAUUUUUGACAUAACUGACCCUUGUGCUUACCCUCUAGCUUGUGGAGAGUAUGGUAUUUGCUUACAUGGACAGUGCACCUGUCCAGAUUUAGUCGUUGGGCAAUCAGGAUUGUUUGAGCUGGUUGAUUCCAGGGAAGUUAAUCGUGGCUGCUCUCUAAAAUCUUCGUUGUCUUGUGGGUCAGCAAGGAAGGCUAGGUUUCUUGCUGUUCCCAAUGUCACCCACUUCAAUUUUGUCUACAAUUGGACAACAAACGAAGAGCACUGCAAACAAUCAUGCUUGAAUGACUGUUCUUGCAAGGCUUCAUUUUUCCAUCACAAGGACACUUCUUCUGGUUUCUGUUUUCUUGCAUCUGAUGCAUUCUCGAUGAUAAGUGUCAGUGCACAAAGUUAUUCAAGUGAUUUUAUUUCUUUUUGUUUCAUCAAAAUUCAGGACUCUACACACAAAUCCUUAUUGUCUAAAGAAACAAGAAUAUUCAUCUCAGUUGCUGGUCCUUUGAGUUUUGUUACUUCAGUUAUUGUUGCAGCACUUAUAAUUCUGAGAAGAAACAAAGCAGAACCAUUAGAAGAUGAAUAUAGUAUUGAUCAGCUUCCAGGGCUACCCACACGAUUUUCCUUUACGGAUUUAAAAUCAGCAACAGGAGAUUUCUCAAGAAAGAUUGGGGCAGGUGGAUUUGGUUCUGUUUUUGAAGGACAGAUCGAUGAUAAGCAUGUUGCUAUCAAGAGAUUGGAUGGCAUAGGUCAGGGGAAAAGGGAAUUCUUAGCAGAGGUUCAAACCAUUGGAAGCAUUAACCACAUACACCUGGUGAGACUGAUUGGUUUUUGUGCUGAGAAAACGCAUAGGCUUCUGGUCUAUGAGUACAUGCCUAGUGGAUCUUUGGAUAAAUGGAUUUUUCAAAAUCGCCAAGCAGCUCCACUUGAUUGGGAAACCAGAUUGAAGAUUAUCUCUGAUGUAGCAAAGGGAUUAGCUUAUCUUCAUAGCGAUUGCCGACAAACAAUAGCUCAUCUGGACAUCAAGCCAGAAAAUAUUCUUUUGGAUGAAAUGUUCACUGCUAAGAUAUCUGACUUUGGACUUGCCAAGCUGAUUGAUCAUGAGCAAAGCAGUGUAAUGACUCGAUUAAGAGGCACACUGGGUUACUUAGCCCCUGAGUGGUUGACAUCUGUGAUCACUGAAAAGGUUGAUGUGUAUAGCUUCGGCGUUGUGAUAAUGGAAAUUUUAUGCGGCAGAAGGAAUUUGGAUUACUCACAGCCUGAAGAAAACCGUCACCUCAUCAGCAUGCUGCAAGACAAGGCCAAGAGUGACCAGUUUAUGGACCUUAUUGAUCCAUGUUUCGUUGAUAUGGAAUUGCAUAUGAAUGAUGUUUUACGAAUGAUGAACUUAGCAACGUGGUGCUUGCAAGUCGAUUACCAUAGAAGGCCUUCCAUGCCCAUGGUGGUCAAAAUCCUGGAAGGUACCAUGGAUGUUGAAACUGAACUUGAUUUUGACCUUGUAAAUAUAGAUCCGAUGGUAGUAGCGAAUCGAGCAGCUCAAAGGAACACUGUGACUUUGCAGAUAGACUCUGUCCUUUCAGGGCCAAGAUGAAAUACAGGCUCAAAUUUUCUCUCAAAAAACCAAGCUCAUGAUUUGAUGCCCUCUACUAUGUCAUUUAGAGAAACAAAGAUGUAAUAUAGUGAGUGAGAUUUUCUAUUUUCUAAUGCUGCAGCAGUUUAAGGUACUUGUGAUGAUAAAUAUUUCUGUUACCAAACUGUGUGGUUAUCUAUUACUGCAAAUCGGAAU
Messenger RNA from Oryza brachyantha (malo sina), 3011 nucleotides. RefSeq names its product G-type lectin S-receptor-like serine/threonine-protein kinase SD2-5. The record is from RefSeq and is a predicted model, not a curated record. The transcript has a single exon. Gene Ontology annotation, biological process: protein phosphorylation. Lineage: Eukaryota; Viridiplantae; Streptophyta; Magnoliopsida; Poales; Poaceae. The coding region runs from base 282 to 2816 and encodes 844 amino acids. Gene Ontology annotation, molecular function: protein serine/threonine kinase activity; ATP binding.